This is a messenger RNA of Carya illinoinensis, 1954 nucleotides long. RefSeq names its product protein PHR1-LIKE 1-like. The record is from RefSeq and is a predicted model, not a curated record. The coding region runs from base 406 to 1533 and encodes 375 amino acids. Gene Ontology annotation, molecular function: DNA-binding transcription factor activity; DNA binding. NCBI's taxonomy places the organism in Eukaryota, Viridiplantae, Streptophyta, Magnoliopsida, Fagales, Juglandaceae. The transcript is spliced from 7 exons.
AUUUUAGGGACAAAAAAAUCAAGGCACUUAAAUAAACAGACAUUCUCAAGAGAGAACAAGCUGGUAGUGGCCCUGUGCUUUUAAUGGUAUUCUUUGCCACACUUACUAUGAUAACACAAUGACUAUACUGUUUUUGGGCCUCCUGAUAGAUUCUGCUUUUCUUUAGACAAGGAAGAUGUCAACGAAAACUUACUUUUUUUGUUUUUAAAAAAAGUUACCUUUCAUUAAAAUUUGAGUCUUUUUCUCGUAAUUGCUGAAACAACAUCGCUUAAAGAAUUUAAAAAGAGUGGCGACAAUAUUCAGAAACAGUAUAUAGGUGUUACUUGAACCAAGAUAAAGCAGCUAGAGGCCUGGCUGCCCAUUCCUGCGGGUAACUAUAAAAGUAAUGUUUUGUUAGUUCUAUAAAUGAACAUGGUAGUUUCCAACUACGAACUCAACAAUACCAUGGAUGACGAUUUUUCCCAACUAUUUUGCACUGAAUCUCCAUUGAACCUGGGAAUCUGCCCUCCAGCCAUGAUGGGAAGAUCAUCAGAACAGCAUAAAUUUGAGCCUGCUAUAUUAUCUGGCAUCAUUUCUACUCAUCCUCCGGAAUCACCACCAUCAGCCCUUCAUGCAACCGAAAGUUACAUGGGUUUUGAUCAAAAUGAGCAUCGAGUCGGAAAUUCUCCAGCUUCGUGCUCACAAUUUCCCGCUUCUGAUUUACAUAUCGUAUUAUGUAAAUCUUCCGGGUAUAACUUUUUUACUGCCGAGCGAGCUGGCUCCUACUUUGACUUCAGGGACACCUUGCAAUCGCUUGGGAAAUCUCAGUUGGGCAUAGAUCAAUCCAAUUCUUCUUCAGAGAAAUCAAAUGAAAUUCCAUGCAACAAUAUGAGCAAGCUUUCCUCCCAUGACAAGAACAUGCUGCUGGCUGAUCAGAAUAUUACCUUAGUCAGGAGAGAACUUCCGGUUCCUUCUGAUUCAAAUCAGGCUCUUAAUGUUUGUCACAGUUCAUACACGCCAUCUCCCUCAAAAAAACAGCGAGUCAGAUGGACUCAAGAUCUUCACGAGAAGUUCGUCCAGAGCGUGAAUCUCCUUGGUGGCGCUGAGAAGGCAACACCUAAAGCAAUACUGAAGCUGAUGGACACAAAUCUAUUAACCAUAUUACAAGUGAAAAGUCAUUUACAGAACUAUCGAACUGCAAAGUACAUCCCGGAAUCUUCACAGGAAAAAUCUGAGAGAAAAAGCAGUGCAAAGGGCAUACCUGAUAUCCCCAUGCAAAUCAGCAGCAUGCAAAUGAAGGAGGCAUUACAACUGCAACUUGAUGUUGAGAGGCAUCUUCAUGAACAAUUAGAGCUUCAGCAAAAUUUACAGUCGCUGAUUGAAGAAGAAAGUAGGCAGCUCAAGAUGAUGUUUGACCAGCACCAGAAAGGAUACAAGAGCCCGUUCAAGACUCGGAACUCUCAAGUUUUGUCCCCAAAUGGCCAACAUACAAGUCCUGAAGAUGCUCAGUUUAGUAUUGGAGAAGUUUCUGGCGAUACUCACUUCACUUCCUAGAUAGUGCAGAGCGCCCCCCCGCCCCAUGCAGCCAAGUAGCCCUCGAUGAAAUGCGACAUAGACCUCGGAUGAUUAAUCAUUGUUUUGUACCAAACAUGCAAAUCACAAUGAUUUAUCUUGCAAUGCUUUCAUCUUAUUUUGUGUGAUUGAAUAAAGCUGUGAAUGGUUCCAUUGUUGUUAGAGACUUAUCCACAGCAACAACCAGCAGCUCCUUAUCCACUGCAACAACCGGAUCACAAAGCAGUUACAUGAAGACCAGUUCAAAUAUUUCCCUGGAUUGUUGAUACGUUUGUUUAGAUAUGUGAUUAUUUUAAAUUCAAAUGUAUUCCUCUGUUUUAAUCAUUCCAUGAUUCAAAUUGUAACAGAAUAUAUUUUUCAUCAUUAUAAAUAUAUGCCUAUACCUGCGUUUAAGGUAAGGCAA